Arachis stenosperma is the source of this 766-nucleotide messenger RNA. RefSeq names its product putative DNA repair protein recA homolog 4. Gene Ontology annotation, molecular function: single-stranded DNA binding; lipid binding; ATP binding. Lineage: Eukaryota; Viridiplantae; Streptophyta; Magnoliopsida; Fabales; Fabaceae. The record is from RefSeq and is a predicted model, not a curated record. Gene Ontology annotation, biological process: DNA repair. The transcript is spliced from 4 exons. The coding region runs from base 295 to 582 and encodes 95 amino acids.
GGCAUGGAUUGAAUCUAUGUGUAGUUCGAACUAGCCCUACUUGAGCAUUUCCUUUGGAUGGUAAAUGACUGGUUUUGUUUAUCAGUUUAUAAGAGUUUAUCAAUUAAAAAUAUUAUCCGUUGGCAUCACUUUUGGCGGUCCGGCAAUACUCCGCUAUAAGGAUCGAUUUAAAGAAGCUGUCUCAGAUACACUACAAGCCUGGAAAAUGGCAGUCUUGUGGUUUGUGAGAGAUCUCUAUCUGGUUCUGGGAGUGGCCCUAAUGCAGUUGCUGCUGCUCAGUUUGUAAGGGCUGAAAUGCUUCCUAGCGGCUAUUUGAUUCGACCAUGUGAAGGUGGAGGGUCAAUUAUUCACAUCGUAGACCACCUAAAUCUUGAGGUGGCUGCUCUUGUUCCUAAAGGGGAGCUUGAUGAUGAAAUGGGGGAUGCACACAUGGCAAUGCAGGCUAGGUUGAUGAGCCAGGCCCUUCGGAAAUUAAGCCACUCCUUGUCAGUUUCUCCAAUGUAUAUUGAUUUUUAUAAACUAGAUUUUGGGAAGCCAGGUACUUGUCAAGGUUGUGAAGAACAAGCUUGCCCCUCCAUUUAAAACUGCUGAGUUUGAGCUUCAAUUUGGCGAGGGUAUAAAUAGAGAAUGUGAGAUCAUAGACUUGAGUGUAAAACACAAAAUCAUCCUAAAGGCCGGUGCUAUGUAUUACUUCAAUGAUAAGAAUUUCCGUUGUAGGGAUGCUUUUAAGAGUUUCCUGGCCGAGAAUCAUAGUGCAUUUGAAGAA